AUGCUGCCUCGCACCCUCUAUGCCGCCAAAUCGUCACCUUGCCUUCCCAUCUCCACAACGCCACCACAACACCGACUCGCCGUAGCGCUAUGUCAUCGCCGCCACAUAGGAGCCUCGCUGCCACGUCGUCACCUCGCCGAUGUAAACCCCAGAUCGCCGCAUAAACGCCCCCUCGCUUAUGCAGUCGCCGCCACAUCGUCGCAUCGCCGCCUCGUCGCGCCGCUUCCGCAUCGCCGCAACAUCGCCGCAUCGCCGCCACAUCGCCGCAUCGCUGCCACAUCGCCGCAUCGCUGCCACAUCGCCGCAUCGCUGCCACAUCGUUGCAUCAUCCCUACUACUUGCUCUCGGUUUCUCCCCUUGCAUGCCCUCAUUUCCUCCCUUGCUUCCGCCCAUUUCCCCCCUGCUUCCCCCCAUUUCCCCCCUCCUUCCCCCCAUUUUCCCCUUGCUUCCCCUCAUUUCCCCCCUGCUUCCCAACGUUACUUCCCCUCUUUCCCCCCCUUCUUCCCCUCAUUUCUCCCCCUCUUUUCCCGCCCUGCUUCCCAUCUCCCUCAUCCCUUCCCUCCCUCUCUCAGCCCUUACAGUUGUCCUCUGUUCCCGUUAUCUUCCUCUCUCCCAUCUGCCCUCCUCUUUCCCCACCGUCUCUACUCUACCCCCUGUCCUCAUCUCUCGUCACGUGCUCCCCUCUCUCCUCCCGUCCAUCCCUCUCUCAUCCUGUCCACCCCUCUGUCCUCCCGUCCAUCCCUCUCUCAUCCCUUCCACCCCUCCCUCAUCCCGUCCACCCUUUACCAUCCCUUCCUCCCAUCUCUCAUGUUUUCCUCCUCUCUCUCAUCCCAUCCACCCCUCUAUCAUCCCUUCCUCCCAUCGUUCAUCUUUUCCUCCUCUCUCUCCUCCCGUCCUCCCUUGUAUCACCCAUUCCUCACACCUCUCAUCCUUUCCUCCCCUCUCUCAGCUCUUUCGUUCCUCUCUCGUCCUUUUUCAACCCAGCUAUUGUCUUCAACAGGCAUGUAA
Molecule: messenger RNA, 1008 nt
Organism: Closterium sp. NIES-65
Lineage: Eukaryota; Viridiplantae; Streptophyta; Zygnematophyceae; Desmidiales; Closteriaceae
Source: the annotation of a GenBank genome assembly